AUGUUUAAGUACCGUGAUCUUAUAGGGCACUGCGCUGUUACCGUUAAAAUCGACUACUGUAUAGAUAAGCAGAGUUUUCAUUUGAGGAAUUAUUUGUUACGUCGAAAGAAGGAGAUCGUCGAAAUUAUUAAUAAACAAAACGAUAAGGACGAACCGAUAGAAUUAAAAACAUUACGAAAACUUUAUGACGAUGUACAAAAUGAAUUGAUAUCUAUCGAAGAAGAUUGCAAUAAAUUUUGGGUAGAAAUGAAAUUAGAUUUAUUAUUAGAAAAUAAAUCGAAAUCCGAACCAUUGUCGGAUAAAUUUUCAAAAAAUAUCAAUGGAGAAUUAAUAAAAAACGAAGGAUGGUCUACUGUUCUUGAUAUUAAUGGUAAUCAACUUAGAUCUAAAUGGUAUUUUGUUGUGUCACCGCAAAUAGAAAAAUUAUUGAAGAAACGACGGAUAUAUUCCCUUCAUUUGGAUCCAUUAAGGGUUUAUAAUUUUCUAUUAUCCAUACCUAAAUGUGGAAUACAUUUUGAAUUGUCGAAGAAAGAUCUGUUUUCUUUAUUGCAAAAUGUUGACGAGGAAGGACCUUGGUUGACAAGUUGGAAACCACAAUUAAAAACUGUCGACAAAGAGAAAAUAGCCGCCAUUUUGAUUCAGUCUUGUUGGCGUGGUUAUUUGCUUCGUAAACAAUUAAAGGAAUCAUAUCGUCUUUAUAUAGCAGCUAGCGUAUUAUGGUACAAAUGGUUAUCGAUUAGAAACAAACGUAAGGUGCAAACUACAUAUUUGGAAAAGAUGUUAUCAUCGUUGAAAGUAGUUCGAAAACUUAAUGAAAAAUUUAUGGACGAAUUUAACGAUUUAAUAAGACAACCACACGUAAUUAUUCAUUUACCAUCGAUUGGUUAUCCCGUUGAUAUUCGUCGAACGUUUACUCCACAAAUGCUUGCUAUUUAUCAACAUACAAUGAGUUUGAGAUUAUCCUUUUUACGUAAUCCAAUGUCUGAAAUGAUUUAUAUUUUACCUAUUGAAGUUACACAAGAUUUUCUAUCUAUGUACGUUGACAUAAUCGAUUCAGUAAUUUCACAAGAACGUACAGGGAAUCGUAUAACAUUUCUUCCCCUUUCACAAGCUAAAACACUUGAACGUACUCACAUGAACGUAUCCAGGAUUUUACAUUGUUCAGAGGAUACUUUGGUUGCUAUUAGAAAUAAAAUCAAUGGAAAAUCAGCAUACAUUUUACCAUGGAUUAUCGAUGAAUGUGAUGUUAGAAUAUCGGACAAUUUAGGUGUACCAUUGUUAGGACCGGAUAUGUUAUUGCAACAAAAAUUAUUAAAUCUAUCAAGAAUGUGUGAGAUAAUAGAUGAUCUUGGUUUGCCACAGCCAGCACAUUCUAAAGAUAUACGAGAAUAUUCGACGCUUUGUUCCAAACUAGCCGAAUUAAUCCUAUUAAACACCGAUAUUUGUUUAUGGUUGAUCAAAGUGAAUUUUGGUUUACAGACUAAGCACUGUGGUAUAUUUUUGAUCAAUCACAUUAGUAUACCAUUCAUGCCUGCGAUUAGGGAAACAAGAAAACGUUAUGGCAACGAAUGGUUAACUAAUUCUCAUGUACGUGAAGAUUAUUUAAAUGCAUUGUUAAUUCAUUUAACAAAAGUCCUUUCCAUUGUAACAUAUUUUAACGAUGUUUAUUAUCGUUCCUGGAAAGAUUUUUACGAUCACGUACAAAAAUUUGGAUGUUUGUUACAAGCUGUACCAAAGGAAAAAAAAUCAAGUAUUAUUACUUUGUCAUAUUUUGUUCCAAAUAAGAACACCAUGAAACCGGUCAAAUUGAUUGGUACUUCGAAUAAAAUACCAUUAGAUGUUAGCUUUUCAUCGUUUGCUUAUAUGUUACCACAAACUUCGAUAAAUAUAGAGAUUUUAAAUCCAAGUGUAAAUAAAGUUGCAUAUAAAUUGCAACAACUUGGAUAUUUUGGAUAUUUAACAGUAGAUUGUUAUUGUUAUUUUGAUAAUCAUGAUGAAAACAUGAACGUUUUAUUACUCGAUGUAAAUCCUUAUUAUUCUCAUUUACAACAAUACAUUGAUUGGAUGAAAUUUGUUAUCGAUGGUGGUUACAAUUCAACGACAGAUACAUUUAAUGCUAAUGUCGUUACGCAACAAUAUUAUAAAAAAAGAAUUACAAAUACGUCAAUAAACGAUACGGAAUGGGAUGAAAUUACUGAAAGAACUGCAAUAAUAAUCUGUGAUUUGUAUCAUGAAAAUUUACCUAAUUAUACUUGGGCUAAAUUAAAAAUUCUUAUGGAAGAUAUUGGAACGUGUAAUAUUUUAAAAAAAUUAUCUCAAGCUUUAUCAACCAAAAGAAAAUCCAAAACGAAUAUGUCUAACAUUGUUGAAUUUUUUGAAAAAUUUGCAUUAAAUUAUCACGAUUUAUCUCGUGAUCCGUGCAAGUAA
Polistes dominula (European paper wasp) is the source of this 2427-nucleotide messenger RNA. Its product is annotated as IQ motif-containing protein H. Gene Ontology annotation, molecular function: protein binding. NCBI's taxonomy places the organism in Eukaryota, Metazoa, Arthropoda, Insecta, Hymenoptera, Vespidae. The record is from RefSeq and is a predicted model, not a curated record.